GCGCUGUCUGGGAGGACGGGACGGACACGCGUCCGGGAGAUUUGUCAUCCCGCCGGUGAAUAAGCGGAGAUAGGUGCCCGCGGAGGGAGGCUCGGAGCGGCCGGAGUGCCGGCCGGAGGGAUGCGCGUCCCGCGGGGCUGCCCUGCUCUGCUCGCCGCUCUGACACCGGGCACUGUCCCGCCCGGGGCUGCCGCUCAUCCAAGGACUGUCCCCGAGCGCCACAGACCAGACGUGGCUUGGUGAGGUGACAGCUCUGUUCAUCUGCCGGCAUGGGGCCUUGGUUAUGGACACAAGUGCAAGGCCAUUGGAAAAGGCAGCAGCAACAAUGCAAUAGUCACCAGCAAUCCCAUGACAGUUCAAGAGCUGGGAUUUCUUUCACCUUCAGUGAAUCAGCUUCCAACAGCAUGCAGCCAGAUCAGCUCUAGCUUACCAAGGUCUAUGGAUGCUUCCAGCCUGAGUGCUUCUCCAUCAGAUACAAGGUCACUCUUGUCGUGUGAGUCUCUGGCCUCUACAACAUUAAGCUUGUCAGAAGGCCACUCCCCUUUGAGUGCUGAACAAGAGUGGUCACACAGGCACGGGACACUUUCCUCUGUUCCUCCUGACCAUGGUUUACAAAACAGCAGUGACCUGGGGGACUUAAUGAAUUUUUCACCUGAAGCAUCUAUGUCCAGUAACUCACUGCCAUCCUACUUAUAUGGCAUGGAAAAUAAGAAUACCCCUUACUCUAGCCCUUGCCAGCCCUCAGUCUGGUGUCAGUCAGCCCGCUCCAAAAAGAGAACACUCUCUCUGUCUCCUCUGUCUGACGGCAUUGGGAUCGAGUUCAAUACAAUCAUCCGAACAUCCCCAACUUCCCUGGUGGCCUACAUCAACAGCUCCAGGGCAUCGCCGGCGAGCGCCUCCCCACAGCCCGAGGUCUACGGACAUUUCCUGGGGGUGAGAGGGAGCUGUAUACCCCAAAACUGCUCUGUUCCUGCUGCCCACAUGGCGAACGGCAGCGCCCCUUUCCCGGGCUACGCCGAGAACGGGACGGGCGCGUACCAGCAGCCGGAGCAAGCCAGCCUGCAGGUGAUUCCCACAAACAACAUGGUGAUCCAGCAGGGCCUGCUGCCCGCGGACAUCCUGAAAAACGAGCAGCUGGAUGACUUCUCAGGCGCUGUUGACAUGUCCCUUCCACCCCUGGAGCUGCCACCUCCUCCCCGCGGGCCACCCCCGCCGUACCCUGCCCGCCAGCCCCCUCACGGCCUCCCCGGCCGCCCGCUGGAGGAGGAUGGCGAGCUGGAGGAUGGCAGUGGCAGGCACGGCUGCUGCUGGGUGGACUGCGGGAAGGUGUACGAGCACCAAGAGGAGCUUGUGAGGCACAUAGAGAAGAUGCACAUAGACCAGAGGAAGGGGGAGGACUUCACCUGCUUCUGGGCGGGGUGCCCCCGGAGGUUCAAGCCGUUCAACGCCCGGUACAAACUGCUGAUCCACAUGAGAGUCCACUCGGGGGAGAAGCCGAACAAAUGCACGUUUGAGGGCUGCAAGAAAGCCUUUUCCAGGCUGGAGAAUCUCAAGAUUCACUUGAGGAGCCACACGGGCGAGAAGCCGUACCUCUGCCAGCACCCUGGCUGCCAGAAAGCGUUCAGCAACUCCAGCGACCGCGCCAAGCACCAGAGGACACACCUGGACACUAAACCUUAUGCAUGUGAGAUUCCAGGAUGUACUAAGCGAUACACAGAUCCAAGUUCCCUGAGAAAACAUGUGAAAGCCCAUUCUUCCAAAGAUCAACAAGUCAGGAAAAAGUUGAGAUCAAGCUCAGAGAUUGGCCAGGACAUCCUGAAUGACUGCCUUGCAAUCCAGUCCCUCCAGCCAGCCCUGUCACCACAUGAUGCUGUAGAUAAUACCUUAGGACACUCCCCAGGGCCUGCUUGUGAUAUCUACCCAGCAGCUGUGAUCCCCAGCACACAGAUAAAUCAAAGUGGAGCAGCAGCUGGGGCAGUGUCCUUGUCCCACCCCAGCAGCCACUCCUCCCCAGGACACAACCUCCAGGGCAGUCCUCUGCAUCCUCCCCAGAUACCUCUUCUGGCUGCUGCAGACUCAGAGAGGUUUGUUGCUCCAGCUCCUUCUCCUCACCACAUCAGCCCCCAAGGAAUGUCCAUUCCACAUCCCAUGAUGCAGAGACAGACUCCACAACCUCCUCAGCUUCCACAGCUUGCAGGGAUGCCUCUGAAGACAUACCAGCCAGCAGAAAGCCCUUCUUUGCAGCCAAGUGCCCUCCACAUCCAGGGUUUUUAUGGGCAGCUUCAGACUUUCUGCCCCCCACAUUACGCUGACACUCAGAAGAACAUCCAAGACAGUGUUUCUUGCAGUAUGGUUCCUUCUCUUGACUGCUCAGCUCUCUCCUCAGCGGGCCAGGCAGGGCUUGGCAUUUUCCAUCGAGGCUUUUCAGACCAUUCUGGUAUCAAAGUGUAUGAUUUUCCAGCAGGGUCUGUAGGUAUCUUUGGUGAUUCAGCCUGCAGCAUGCCAGAGGACAGCAGUUUCCUGCAAGUAAAUGCAGUGGAUCAUUGUUCCAGCCAGCUUUCUUCUGUGUACACUGAAGGAUAAAGUAAUGCAUAUCUGAUUCUGUUUCAUCUUGCCCUCCUCUUACUUCCCUACAAAUCUUUUCUCUCCAUGAAACUGCCAUGUGUGUAUGGGGAUAUGACUAGAUAUACAUACAUGAUGGAGAGGAAAAAACAAUUACCAAGCAUUCUUCAUUUAACCAAGGGGCCAGCUGAGAAGGAGAAUGUUUGGAGAAAGCAAGCUUUGCCAAAACCUUAACAAUUGUUUCUUUUCUUCUCAUCUGUCAUACAGCAACUAUACUUUUAAAGUUACUUCCUCUUUUACUUUCUCAAAGGGAAUUCAGAGACCAAAUAAUAAAACUGGUUGUUGGCUGGAAUCCUUUCAAGCUGAAUGGGUACACUUCCAGAAGAACGCAGCUUUAGAAAAUUCCUUUUUCAGAAAAGGAAAAGAAGCAAAACCAGAGCACACUACAAACAUUUCAAAGGCAUACAGUUUUUGCACAACUUGUCUGCAUGUGAUAGUUCCAAAGUUUAACACACACCAGUAUCCAAAAGAAAGAGAAAUUAGAUAUAUAUGUUGGCACUACCUAUUGGAGGCAUUGGUGUGUCUUCUUUUUGGAUCAAAGUUUGUUGGCAGAGGAUUUCUUACAGGCCUCAGAUUAGGGGUCCUUUCCUUCCCUCUUUAUUUUAAGCCAUACAAUGUAGCUAUUACAGUUUUCCCAAUAUUCAUUCUGACCUUUUAAGCAUGAAUAGAAAGUUUUAAAUACACAAGAAGUUACUUGGACUUUGUCUCCUUUCAGCACAUCUGCCAGCAAAGCAUAAAUGCAUUUUAACUUUCAGUUGCUUUUUAAUUAGAUUUUAGAGCAUUGUUGCUGUAUGUGCUGCAGUCUUCUGCAGGAAGGUUUAAAAUAUUUUGUAGGAAAGGUUCUUCCUUAAAUUCCACAUAUUUUUUUUAAGUUACAUGCACUCAUUCAAUUUAAUUUUGGUUAUCCUAAUCUUCUUCCAUAACACAUUUUCAGAAAGAAGAACUACUUUUAAGAGUACUAUGUUUCCUGUGGUUACUUAGAGAGAUAAAACUGGACUGGUUUGGUGGCUUUGAUUUUUCUGAUCAAUGUUAGCCUCAAGGUCCU
Molecule: messenger RNA, 3667 nt
Organism: Prinia subflava (tawny-flanked prinia)
Lineage: Eukaryota; Metazoa; Chordata; Aves; Passeriformes; Cisticolidae
Gene: GLIS3
Product: GLIS family zinc finger 3
Exons: 10
Coding region: 349-2583 (744 amino acids)
Biological process (GO): regulation of transcription by RNA polymerase II
Cellular component (GO): nucleus
Molecular function (GO): DNA-binding transcription factor activity, RNA polymerase II-specific; RNA polymerase II cis-regulatory region sequence-specific DNA binding
Source: RefSeq, a predicted model, not a curated record